UCAUGCUGGAAAAUUGCCGAUGGUUGCUGUACGCGUCGCGUUUUUACGGGUGUCAUCCGCACACGAUCGACGAGCGAUCUCGCGUACCCCUCAGAUUUCGUCUAUUAUUAGCAUAUUCGCUAAUCGCGUGCGGUGUAUAUUGCGUCUGGACAUAUUAUGCGAAAGGCGCCAUGAACUAUUGCGAGGAGGAUAACAUAGUGGGUUGUGCUCAGCAGCUGAUGAAUCGGUACAAUCGAUGCCUUUACAUGAUCCUGUCGACGUUGCUGUCGUGCAUCCGACACGCGGAAUUCGAACGAGCUGUGGCUGUCGCUCGCAAAUUUGAUGAUUUAAUACGACAUUAUAAUAAUUGGUGCAUCGAUAAUAAACGAACAAAUUACUGUGCACAAUGGUUGAUUAUAUCAUUGAUUUUCGUCUCUUGGAUAUACAUUUACAUAUUAGUAGUAUUUGCUAGGACUCCACUAUCUUUGUACGCGUUUGCGUUACAACUCGUAAUGCGAAUUACAUUCUCGAUGGAGGUUGCGAAAUUUUAUUUCCUGUACGAUGCAUUGCGUCGCAGAUUUUGCCGCAUCAAUGGAUUGUGUCGUAAACUGAAUGCAUCGUAUUAUUCUUGUAAUAUAAUUUUAAUAAUAAACUUUUUUCACAUAGGAAUCGAUAUCGCAUCUGCAAUUCAUAUUAAACGUCUUACAAUUUCGAAUCUUCAACAACUGCACAGCUGUUUGAUGAAUGCAACACAUCAUUUGAAUUCUUAUUAUAGUCUGCAGUUAUUUUUUUGGAUCGUGUGCAUGGGAAUGGACAUCAUAACGUAUAUUUUCCUUAUUUUAUAUGAAAUAAGAAUCAUCAUGCUUUGCAUCCAAUGUACUAUAUUGUUAUAUUUUAUACUUCAACUUAUCUCUAUUUGUCGCAUUUGUCAAGUAACAUGCGAUCAGGCAAACGCAUUGGCCGAUACGAUAUUUUUAACGAAAACUCCUGCAUUCAAACAAACCGAAUUUUCAAGUGAAAGAAUUGAUUUGGGAAUACGUAUUCGAAUCUAUCCGUUACGCAUUAGAGUCUGUGGUUUAUUUAAUUUAGAUAACAGUUUUGCAUUCUCGGCUCAACCAGAACUAGAAAGAUGA
This is a messenger RNA of Camponotus floridanus (Florida carpenter ant), 1112 nucleotides long. RefSeq lists its product as uncharacterized. NCBI's taxonomy places the organism in Eukaryota, Metazoa, Arthropoda, Insecta, Hymenoptera, Formicidae. Gene Ontology annotation, biological process: sensory perception of taste. Gene Ontology annotation, cellular component: membrane. The transcript has 5 exons. The coding region runs from base 3 to 1112 and encodes 369 amino acids. The record is from RefSeq and is a predicted model, not a curated record.